UGCCUGGGGAUGAACCGAACCAAGGUGCAGAGGGGCCGCCACAUUGGCCACUACACUGCUCCCCCCUGCUGGAACUCCAGAGAAAUGCAAAGAACGAAUAUUCGCCGGAGUUUUGCUACAAGGACACGGAAGAAGAAUACAGUUGCACCAAAACAGGAAGUCGAUGCAAGCGAGUCAUUUCCGCUUUUGAGACUGAGAAAACACGGUAGAGUGCUUUGGACCGGAGCAAUCACACGUCGAGAGGAGAGAUGGAAAUUGAUUGGGGUGGAAGCGCUACUGGAAAUGGAAAUGAUAUGACGAAAGAGACAAUUCUUUUGACAAACGUCCACACUGAUCUGCCGCUCCCUAUUGCAGAGCCUCUUAAAACGAGCCUCGUUGAAGGGGACUACCAGUACUACCACUAUGGUUGCGAUGGACAAGAUGACAGAGGUUGGGGAUGUGGAUACCGCACCAUCCAGUCUAUGGCUUCCUGGCUGGGAUCUAAUGUGAAACCUCAGGUCCAAAACAAACCUCCACCAAGCAUCCCAGAGAUCCAACAAGCCUUGGUGUCUAUGAUGGACAAACCGAGCUCAUUUCUGGGUUCCAAGGAGUGGAUUGGGACUUUCGAAGCCUCUCUGGUGCUCUCUUAUUUUUAUGAUGUUCCCUGUAGGUUGGUGCACGUCAGAAGCGGAGGAGCAGAGCUGGAGCAGGUCGCCGUGGAGACGCUCCAUCGGCACUUUAGCAAACACAGAUGUCCCGUUAUGAUGGGCGGAGAUAGGGACAACUCGUCAAAGGGGGUGAUGGGGGUGUGCACUGGGGCCGCUGGGAGCUACCUGCUGAUCGUGGACCCCCACUACUAUGGAGGUCAGCUGGAGAGGGGAGAGGUGCAAAGACGAGGCUGGGCAGCAUGGAAAAAAUUGGCGUCUUUCAAUCAGUCUUCUUUUUAUAAUCUCUGUUUACCUCAGAUUGGUGGAAGCAUCACUUAAACUAGAAAAUGGAACAUGUGUGGGGCCUAUUUAUUGAAGUAAAUGAUGUACAAAUUUUGUUCAGUUCAAUUGUGUCUUUCAAACGUAAUGUUAAUUUAAAAAAUGCACAGGUGACAGUGAGAAAGGAAUUACAAUACACCCCGAAUACCACUAAUAUGAAUGCAACACUGUUUAGGUUUGGUAUAUGGUGCAAAAUAGCAUAUCAAGUACAAGGACAAGAUUUAAAGUAGUUGAAAUACCUGCGACAUUUUAGGUUGCUAAAUCUGUCAGCAAAAGUCAUCAUCUUGGUUUUUCUCACGCCAGCUCUCGCGAUACAAUCUGGAAGUUGUAGAAUUUGUUUGUUCUCCGAAGUUUAACUAAUGAUAAUACUGUACUUAUUGAUCAACAGUGCCCUCUGUCGACCACAAAUCGCUACUACAGGGCUAGCCUUUGGUCAAGUUUAUCCUUUGAUUUUGCUCUCUCUUUUUUUUAGCCAGAUAAAGUUGACCUGUGCGCAAGAAGUUGGAAUAAAAACAAAGUACACAA
Molecule: messenger RNA, 1490 nt
Organism: Syngnathus acus (greater pipefish)
Lineage: Eukaryota; Metazoa; Chordata; Actinopteri; Syngnathiformes; Syngnathidae
Gene: ufsp1
Product: UFM1-specific peptidase 1 (non-functional)
Exons: 2
Coding region: 249-965 (238 amino acids)
Source: RefSeq, a predicted model, not a curated record